AUGUUUAUCUUGUCAGACGGAACUAUAAAUAUCAUUUUGUCACAUUUUUUUGUUAUUUCGGUUUCCUACAUUGUUUGGCGACCGCUCAUUAUUACUUGUAAAUUGUUAUGUGAAGGUGGUAACGGCAAACUAUUGAGGGAAUACAUAGGCGCCGAAGGCCUCAACGUCAAAUUCUCCGAUGUGCCGAUCAAUGAGAAUAUUGAGGUCCAUUUUAUUCUGUCCUUUGCCAUCGACUACACCAACUCUGCUUGCUCUCCCUCCCCAACAAACGGCAAUUUCAACGUCUUCUGGGACACCCAAAAUCUGAGCCCUGCGGACGUGUUGGAGAUUAAGUCGAAGCAUAAAAAUGUCAAGUUUGCUGUCAGCUUAGGCGGUGACAAGGUAGGAGAGGAUCACACCGAUGUACAGUUCAACACAUCGUCUGUGUCAUCAUGGACUAGCAACGCCGUUUCUUCUCUCACUAAGAUAAUCAAGCAAUACCAUCUUGAUGGCAUCGACAUCGACUACGAGCAUUUUGAUCAUUCCGAUCCCAAUACAUUUGCUAAGUGCGUUGGGGAAUUAAUCCUUCAGCUGAAGCAGCAAAAGGUCAUCUCCAUGGCAUCGAUUGCUCCGUUUGAAGAUGAAGGCCCAGUGCAGUCUCAUUAUAAGGCAGUGUGGAGGAAAUAUGGUCAAUUCAUAGACUACGUGAAUUUUCAGUUCUAUGCCUACGAUAGGAGUACCUCUGUCAACCAAUUUCUCAAGUAUUUCGAUACUCAAGCCUCUAAUUACAAGGGCGGGAAAUUAUUGAGCAGCUUCACUACAGAUAGCGGCUCAGGUGGCCUUAAACCAGAUAAGGGAUUCUUUGACGCGUGCAAAGAGCUGAAGAAAAGAGGGAAGCUUGAGGGUAUAUUCAUCUGGUCUGCUGACGACUCCAAAAAUUAUGACUUCAAGUAUGAAGUGGAAGCUCAAGCAAUAUUGGCCUCCGCCUGA
Cryptomeria japonica (Japanese cedar) is the source of this 969-nucleotide messenger RNA. RefSeq names its product chitinase 2-like. The transcript has a single exon. NCBI's taxonomy places the organism in Eukaryota, Viridiplantae, Streptophyta, Pinopsida, Cupressales, Cupressaceae. The record is from RefSeq and is a predicted model, not a curated record. Gene Ontology annotation, molecular function: hydrolase activity, hydrolyzing O-glycosyl compounds. The coding region runs from base 1 to 969 and encodes 322 amino acids. Gene Ontology annotation, biological process: carbohydrate metabolic process.